GAUGGAUUCGAAAGUAACAAAAAAGGAUUAUAAUAAUGAAAUGGAGCUAAAAUAGUAAUUAGAAAUCUAAAUUUCAAACUAAAAUAAGAUAUUAGAAGAAUUAUAAGUACAAUUAGCUUAACUUGAAAAAGAGAAGGAGGAAUUAUCAAGAUAGUAAAGUAAAAAUGAACAGGUAAUUUUAAAUUAAAUUCCAAUUAGGAUAUUAAUCGUUUUAAACUAGCCAAAUAAGAUUAUUUCAAUUAAGGAAAGGCCAAACUUGAAGAUUUAAACAACUAAUUAGAGAAAGCAAAAGCGGAAUAAAGUUAGUGUAGUUAAAUUGACUAAAAUUUGCAUUAAGAACCUACAGUAGUUAGGUUGAAUAUCAAAUCAAAAGUAUACUUUAUUAUUCUAAUUUAAUUAGCAAAUUGAGGAUGAAAAUGGAAAGUUGAAAGUUAAGAUUGAAUUUGAUAAUAACUAUACAUAAAUUGAAAUCCAAGAAAGGUUGUUGGAAGAUAAAAAAUCUGUAGAGUUGUAAGGUUAUGCGAUUCUAGAUUUCACUUUGUUUUUCUUUAAUCAAAAAAUAGAAUUGCAAAAGCAAGUUUAAUAGAGAGAAUCAAUUUAGUUAGAUGGACUUGAAUUGAUUAUAAUAUAUAAAUGA
Molecule: messenger RNA, 637 nt
Organism: Paramecium pentaurelia
Lineage: Eukaryota; Ciliophora; Oligohymenophorea; Peniculida; Parameciidae
Source: the annotation of a GenBank genome assembly